CCCGCCCGGGAUCCCGGGAGCUGUCCGGCCGCCUCGGUGCUGAUCCCGCCGCCGCCCACGGGCCGCGAGCAGCGUAGAGAGGGCACUAUGAGCGGGGGCGUCUACGGCGGAGAUGAGGUGGGGGCGCUCGUCUUUGACAUUGGCUCCUUCUCAGUCCGAGCUGGGUACGCUGGGGAGGACUGCCCCAAGGUGAGCCUUCCAGUCCCCUCCCCAUAUCCCAGGGGCUCGGACACCCUCUGCCAGGCUGACUUCCCCACCACUGUGGGGCUGCUGGCCGCAGAAGAGGGGGGCGGGCUGGAGCUGGAGGGGGAGAAAGAGAAGAAAGGGAAGAUUUUCCACAUCGACACCAAUGCCCUGCACGUGCCUCGGGAUGGAGCAGAGGUCAUGUCGCCCCUCAAGAAUGGCAUGAUUGAGGACUGGGAGUGCUUCCGAGCCAUCCUGGAUCAUACCUACAGCAAACAUGUCAAGUCCGAACCAAACCUGCACCCAGUACUCAUGUCGGAGGCUCCGUGGAACACUCGGGCCAAGCGGGAGAAGCUGACAGAGCUGAUGUUCGAGCAGUACAACAUUCCUGCCUUCUUCUUAUGCAAGACGGCCGUGCUCACAGCCUUUGCAAAUGGACGCUCCACAGGCCUGGUGCUGGACAGCGGGGCCACCCACACUACAGCCAUCCCAGUCCAUGAUGGCUAUGUCCUACAGCAAGGCAUCGUCAAGUCACCCCUGGCCGGCGACUUCAUAUCCAUGCAGUGCCGGGAGCUCUUCCAGGAAAUGGCUAUUGAUAUCAUCCCUCCUUACAUGAUUGCUGCCAAGGAGCCUGUACGGGAGGGAGCACCCCCAAACUGGAAGAAGAAGGAGAAGCUACCCCAAGUCUCCAAGUCCUGGCAUAACUACAUGUGUAACGAGGUGAUCCAAGACUUCCAGGCCUCUGUACUGCAGGUGUCUGAUUCCCCUUACGAUGAACAGGUAGCUGCACAAAUGCCCACAGUGCAUUAUGAAAUGCCCAAUGGCUACAACACAGACUAUGGUGCUGAGAGACUUCGCAUCCCUGAGGGCCUGUUUGAUCCCUCUAAUGUCAAGGGCCUGUCUGGGAACACCAUGCUAGGAGUGGGUCACGUGGUCACCACCAGCAUCGGCAUGUGCGACAUCGACAUUCGCCCGGGUCUCUAUGGCAGUGUCAUUGUCACUGGCGGCAACACUCUGCUUCAGGGGUUCACAGACAGACUUAAUCGGGAGCUUUCCCAGAAGACCCCACCGAGCAUGCGGCUCAAGCUUAUCGCCAGCAACAGCACCAUGGAACGCAAGUUCAGCCCCUGGAUUGGGGGCUCCAUCUUGGCCUCACUGGGCACGUUCCAGCAGAUGUGGAUCUCCAAGCAGGAAUAUGAGGAGGGAGGGAAGCAGUGCGUGGAGCGGAAGUGCCCCUGAAGUUGCCUCCUCCCCCAAAUGCUCGCCCACCCCAUCCACAGCGUUGUAGGGAACCGCCAGAGGGGCGUUCUACCAGCCAGAAAUCCAAAAGCGCUGAGCCCUCUGUCAUAUCCCACUGCCCUCUUCUCUCUUACCCACAUCUUCUUAGACUGUGACGAUCCUGAGUUGAAAGAAGUAAAAAAAGAAAAAAAAAAACUUUUAUGAAAA
This is a messenger RNA of Rattus rattus (black rat), 1629 nucleotides long. It is a transcript of the gene Actl6b, whose product is annotated as actin like 6B. Gene Ontology annotation, cellular component: NuA4 histone acetyltransferase complex; SWI/SNF complex. Gene Ontology annotation, molecular function: chromatin binding. Gene Ontology annotation, biological process: regulation of transcription by RNA polymerase II; nervous system development. NCBI's taxonomy places the organism in Eukaryota, Metazoa, Chordata, Mammalia, Rodentia, Muridae. The transcript is spliced from 14 exons. The coding region runs from base 88 to 1422 and encodes 444 amino acids. The record is from RefSeq and is a predicted model, not a curated record.